UUAAAGGAACUUAAAUAUACGAUGGAGCUGCGUAAUUGUUUAACUACGUGACACUGAUGUCAUGUAUUAAUAAUACAAGAACGCAAAAUGUCAAUAACAAUAAAUUGUCAUAUUCAAUUAAGAAUGAGUGCUUUUAAGAAGAAUACAACUCCUGAUUAAGAUAAAUGUUCACAAUAUAUUUUCGUUUAUUGAUAAUCAUCAUCAAUUUGUAUUUUAAAAACGAUUCAAAAUAUUACAGUUAUGUUAGUAAAUUCAUGUUAUGACGUUGUUCAAAAAUAAAAAAUUCUGAGAACACGUCCCUUUUAAACAUGAUUAGAGCUUCAUGUCAACAUCAUCAUGUAAAUAAAUUACUAGGCAGGGGCCGUUAUAUAUUUGCGGUAAAUAGCAAUUCAAUAUUGCAAUAAUUUAGUGUAAUAUAUAUUCAUGUUGUUAUUUAUAAUGUCUUGAAUAUGUUCAUUUGUUUAUUGAAAAUGUUAGGCGCUACUAUAAUUAUGUUAACCUAAUUCUUAUUCGUGCAUGCAUAUAUGCGACGUUCAACGCUAAUAUAAAUCGUAUUGCUAUUUUUGGAUACAUUCAGUGAGUCAGUAGGCGUAUAAAAAAAAUAUGUUGCUCGAAAUUGUCUACUAGAGUUUUAGUAGUGUUACUACCUUUUUUAGAAGCCUUCGGACCUGUACAACGGUUUGACGGUUUGUCCGUACGCCCUUUCGUUUCCAGACGAUUCAUAGAAAAAACUUUCAUCAACAAUCAUUUGAGUUUCGGGUUGUUGCAUGUUAUGAUAAUUAUAAACCUAUUUAUUUUGAGGUCAACAGGCCCUCAAAGACAUGUUACAUGAAAGAACGUGCAGUUUUAAUGCAGAUUGUUGCGAAGUGAAAACAACCUAUGCACUGGUAAUGGCCCGCGUCGAUGCCUAUGAUUGAUUGUUGUACGUGGGUUAACGUGGUUGAACCUUUCGCCACAGUAUUUGCAACGCAUACCCUUCAAGGAACUUGAGUUCUUCGAAGAGGACUCAUCUGGCAUUUCUCAUAGAUCCGGUGUUGAGAUAGUGCCUAAACUUGUUAGGUGUAUGUUUUUCUAUACUGAUUUACUUCCUCGCAUGAUGCUGCAUUAAUUGUGGAUCCGGAGUGUAUCCGAGCAAUUCUCUCUUUUAAACUUUCAAGACUCACGAAAGUUGGAACGGGUUUUGAAUCAAAGAUGGAAUUUCCAGUAAUUCAUCUUUUACUAAAAUACUUUUAAAUUUGUUUUGGAGUUGUGCUGUAAGAGGACGCCGUUGUACUCAGUAAAAAAAAGUCCGUGAACGAUGUUACGGCGAUGUCAAUGGACGGUGUAGACCUUCUGUCCAACGAAUUAGCAUCCGUUUCAUUAGUUUUAAUUUGCGACGAAAAUGGAGCCGCGAAGAACGAUCGUGUUGAGUGUCUGGACACCAAUCAACCGAUGUCCACAGAUGGUAGUCUCAGGUCCUCUGACAGCGAACUUAAUGCUCGAGGACCGCAGAGACGUGAUCCGAAAUACGCCGUUAGAAAUACCCCGCCAUAUGUUUAUGGCACAACCACCAAUGACACAACACAAGCGGUUGUGACCGAUAUAAAUACAGGUUAUCGAGGAAAUUUCCUCAGUGUGCUUAUGCCUCGUCAACAAGUAGUCAGCGCUUUUCCUGAACCUUUUAAUAUAGCAGACAAUCUUAUUGACGCAUCUGAAAACAACGGUGUUAACGGCGAUAUGAACCAGAUAUCUUCCAGUGAGCGUUUCCUCGUAUCUUAUUCAAGCUUUAUGGCAGUUGGAGCAACCGCUGCUGCCAAGUCUUCGCAGUUUACAGCUAUCGAGAUGUCACCGGAUCCCGCCGAAACGUCGCCGUCUUCUCGAUACGUAUCUAGCCAGGGUCAAAAUCGUUGGGAUUCAGUAUCGAUGACCUCCGAUGAUGCGAAUUGGGCUGAUAUACUUAACAUGAUCCGCGAGGAUACAAAGCAGGGCGAUAGUAUAAACUCGUCGCAAAAAAAGAAUAAUUUGCAAUUGAAUUGUAAUACCGAUGUUUUAUCACCGGUGUCUACGCCGUCGACCUAUGACAAGAUAAGAACAACAAACGGACUGGAAUGGCAGUAUCCACCGACAGAAUGUCGACAAAACAACAACGGGGCAAUCAGUUACAAUGCUCAUCCGCAGCCCAACAUACUUUGGGCACAGGCAGGUGAUGUCACAACACAUGCAUUCCUUCAGAACAAUAAAUUGCCUAUGCGAAUAGCGACGGCGACUGACAGAGGGUAUGUGUCAACACAAGGCCAUAAUCAGCCGACUUCCAGUGGUGUUUCCAAUAUACCGAUAUUGGAUUUGGAUCCACAAGCAAACCAACUCUCACCCAAACUUGCGAUCGAAGAUUCUCAUGAGAUGGUCCCUCUAGCAUAUCAGCCAACGCAGUUUCCCUCUGGAGCAUCGGAUCAGAUAGCCAUGGCAAGCGCGAUCUUAACGCAAGCGGUCUUUUCUAACGAACCAUCUGCGCAGAUGGUAGAUACACAACUUUUGUAUCCAAACGAAACAACAAGUCAGACGAACAACUCACCACUUUCAUACUCAUAUAGGACUCCGCAUAAUUCUAACGGAAUAGCAAAAACACCAACGCCGUUUCCACAACAAACACUUCCUAACGUCAUAUCCGCUCAGACCAAUGCACCACCGUCAUAUCCGAAUGCAUGGCACCUUGAUGGGACGUCUGUUCAGAUGACAAAUGCAGUACAAUACCAGCAUCAACCACUGUGUUACGGAACAGGCGGCCAGAUUACCUGGUCGCAAGUUUCCUAUCCGCAACCGCCGGCUAACGGAAUAUCUGGUCAUAUUGUCAUGGCACAACAAUAUAAGCAACCACCACCGCCUCAUGGAUUAUCCUGCAAGACCAGUGUACCAAUUUCACAUCCCCAGACACAUAUCGGACCAUCCGGUCAGAUUGUUAAACGGCAAGGAAUGAUCAAUAAUAUAUCAGUUAAUCUGGAUGGCGCGUCUGAAACGCCAAGUCAAACAUACCCACCGAAGACAGCCCCCAUGAUUCCACAUUUCGGUUCACAACCAACGCAUUUGUCGCACAACUUAAGGCAGUCUUUUCUGCCAGAAGGUUCAGUCGCACAUGAUAAUGGCCUGCUUGUUUCCAGUUCGUCACAGGUAUCUUGGCAAGAAACGAUUGGAAAUGAACCAGCCGUUUGCAUGACGACUGGGCUGGUGGCAAACCAGGUAACGCCUGUGGCACAGUCUUCGCAGGUCAUUCCACAAGCUUUCUUGAUAAAUACCAAUGGUAGUGCAGUGCUAAUAAGCAGUUCAAACCAACUCUUUCAGUCUGGUGCGUCACCUAUGGUCAAUGCCUGUCGUCAAGUAUUUCCGGUCGCCGGAACGAACUACCAAGCUGGACUGAGACAAUUGCUGCCUAAAAGCGUCGCACAGCAAUCAAGCGUUUCUGUGUCGGCGCAACCAGGUCGCAAACCACGCGACGCGGUCCUAACAAGAAACGACAACGAUCGGCUGACGAAAGGGUUGCGAAUCUGCAGGACAUUACUGCGAAAAACGAAGAUGGUGACACACCCCUUCACUUGGUUGCCUGUAACAAAGAUCCUUACCAGGCGACAGCCAUGUUGACCCGGUUAGAACGUGAGGACAAGUUGAAGUCGGUGAUGGACUGUGGAAACAAUAAAGAACAGACGCCAUUGUAUUUGGCGGUUUAUCAAAAUUUACAUGGGAUCGUGAAAAUUUUGGUUGACAAAGGGGCAGAUCCAAACUGCU
Dreissena polymorpha is the source of this 3756-nucleotide messenger RNA. Its product is annotated as B-cell lymphoma 3 protein-like. Gene Ontology annotation, cellular component: ciliary inversin compartment. The record is from RefSeq and is a predicted model, not a curated record. The transcript has 4 exons. The coding region runs from base 1309 to 3612 and encodes 767 amino acids. Gene Ontology annotation, molecular function: protein binding. NCBI's taxonomy places the organism in Eukaryota, Metazoa, Mollusca, Bivalvia, Myida, Dreissenidae. Gene Ontology annotation, biological process: protein localization to ciliary inversin compartment.